GUGAAGAAGAACUUGGAGCAUUUGAACAAGAAAGUGGAGAAACAGCUGUGUGAGGAAGAGAAUCUAAUACAGGUGGUGUGGCAUGAGAUGCAGGACGUGUUUAUCCAACAGUACAAGUACUACGACGAGCUGAUGCGCCGCUGCUACCCCGACUCCAACAUCACUCUGGAGUUCACCAUGCAGAACGUGCUGCAGUUUUUCUCCGACAUAGCACAGGCGCACUAGCCUCAGCACGAAAUAGUGUUUUGUUUGUUCUGAAAUUCGUUAACUCUUUCAGGCACGUGUGUUGUGACAAACUUUGCCCACUUUCAUUAGCUUUACCGAAAUGUCAGAGGCAUUUUGUCCGUCUUUCAGGCCCGUAUAGUUUGACAGACUUUGCCCAUAUUAAUUUGCCUUUACCAAAAUGGCAGAGUAGUGGGAGUAAGACCUUUCCUAAACAACUGAAGGAAUGACAAACGAGAGAAAAUAUUGUAGUAUCUUACUUUAGUUGUUCUGGAAAUAGUCAGUAGGCUAGUAUUAAAAACUAGUAUUAGAAAGGAAUCAGACCUGCCAACUGUCUGGAAUUUCUCGGAAUCGGCUAUACAGGGAAUUUAAGAGGACAUUGUAGCCUUUUUCGGUUCCGCUUGUUGUAAUUUUGUUCGUUGUUACAUGUCUGCUGUAACAUCAUUGGGCGUCCCUGAUUGGGUUUUGUAAAAGUUCCGCAAGUCUGGGGAAUGUGUGAGCCUGGUAUGCGUGAUCGGCUGAUUGAUGCUCACUUCUCUAUUGGGCAAACAGGAACUGGCGGUGCUAUCAA
Molecule: messenger RNA, 793 nt
Organism: Aplysia californica (California sea hare)
Lineage: Eukaryota; Metazoa; Mollusca; Gastropoda; Aplysiida; Aplysiidae
Product: exocyst complex component 1
Biological process (GO): Golgi to plasma membrane transport; exocytosis
Cellular component (GO): plasma membrane; exocyst
Molecular function (GO): phosphatidylinositol-4,5-bisphosphate binding
Source: RefSeq, a predicted model, not a curated record